Molecule: messenger RNA, 1129 nt
Organism: Chelonoidis abingdonii (Abingdon island giant tortoise)
Lineage: Eukaryota; Metazoa; Chordata; Testudines; Testudinidae
Gene: BAG2
Product: BAG cochaperone 2
Biological process (GO): protein stabilization
Molecular function (GO): adenyl-nucleotide exchange factor activity; protein-folding chaperone binding
Source: RefSeq, a predicted model, not a curated record
CUCGGGGGAGCGGGAGGCGGAGUCGCAGCUGCAGUAGCCGCAGCCGCGGCUCGUCAGGCCCGGGAGCGCCAUGGCCCAGGCCAGGAUCAGCGCUAAGGCCAGCGAGGGACAGCCGGCGGGGCAGCUCCGCGGGCGCUUCUUCCGCUCCACCUCCAUGGCCGACUGCUCCGGCCGCCUGCUGCAGAACCUAGACCAGCUGGAGCUCAGGGUUGAAGCCUUGCGUGAUGCAGCCUCUGCUAUGGAACAAGAAAAAGAAACCCUGCUAGAAAUGAUCCACAAUAUACAGAACAGCCAAGAUAUGAGGCACAUCAGUGAAGGUGAAAGAGAAGAACUUUGCCUGACUGCCAGUCGUCUGAUGGACCGAACCCUCAGUGUUGAGGUUUCUGUAGAAACAAUACGAAACCCACAGCAGCAGGAAUCCCUUUUGCACGCCACAAGGAUGAUUGAUGAAGUAGUCAAUAAACUCCUUGACGAUCUGGAAGGUUACAAAAGCCGUUUAAUGUCACUUUAUGGUGCAUGCACAUCUGAGGUACCAUCUGGACCCAUUGAUCACAAAUUUCAGUCUGUUGUAAUUGGAUGCGCUAUUGAAGAUCAAAAGAAAAUCAAAAGGAGACUAGAGACUCUGCUUAGAAAUCUAGAAAACUCUGAAAAAUCAAUCAUGUUGUUAGAACGUCCAAAAUCAACUGUCCAACAGCUGUGCAACAACGAACAGGGUUAAAGUAGUACUAGCUAUUUGGGCAGAUCAAAGUUAAGUCUCCAUAAAGAAUGCACGGAAUGCAAAGAAAAUGUUACUUUUUAGCACUAAACUAAUAAUACUUUAGAGUGCUGGGUGCAAAUAUGAAAUAAAUACUGACAGCACUGCCUUAGGUAUCAGAAAGAACAUAGAUAUUUUCUUUCACAGUGGAGAUGUGAUCUAAGAAUGCAAAUCCGUCUGCUCUUCUAGACUUGAACUUUAUUGGUAUUGCUGCCGCAAAUUGUAAUUAACGUACUUCUGCUGCACUCUUAAAGCUAAUCUAAUUUUUCUCUUAGGUUUUUGAAAACUUAAGCUGUUGUGUCAUGUACUAAGAUUUCACCUCGCACAUUUUUUCCCCUUUGGUGAAUACUCUGUGUGAAACAGACUUAUGGGAAA